Molecule: messenger RNA, 522 nt
Organism: Anoplophora glabripennis (Asian longhorned beetle)
Lineage: Eukaryota; Metazoa; Arthropoda; Insecta; Coleoptera; Cerambycidae
Product: elongation of very long chain fatty acids protein AAEL008004-like
Exons: 2
Biological process (GO): very long-chain fatty acid biosynthetic process; fatty acid elongation, monounsaturated fatty acid; fatty acid elongation, polyunsaturated fatty acid
Cellular component (GO): endoplasmic reticulum membrane
Molecular function (GO): fatty acid elongase activity
Source: RefSeq, a predicted model, not a curated record
AAUUUCUCUUCAGACCUGUGAUAAAUGUAAUAUAUUUCUAUUUUCAGAUGAACAGGGUCUCUUCAUAGGUUUCCUAAACUCAUUUGUGCAUGUUAUCAUGUACUCUUACUAUUUGAUAGCAGCACUGGGUCCCCAAUAUCAGAAAUACCUUUGGUGGAAGAAAUAUAUGACAUGGAUUCAACUGACACAAUUUUGCAUAAUGCUGGUAUAUCUGUUCUCCAUUCCAAUGAUGGGCUGCAAACUGUCCAAAUCAGUGACCUUCUUCUUCGCGGGCAACGUUGCUAUAUUCCUAUACCUCUUCGCUGAUUUCUACCGGAAGGCCUACACCAAGAAAAGUAAAAACGCCUCAUCUAUUCCAAAUGGAUGUGUAAAAGCGAGUAAAUUGGAAUAACGAUGGAGAAUUUUAAUUUAUUUUUAACUAAUUUAUAAAUAUUGUACAUACACAGUAAGGAUUGUUGUGACUAUUGUAAGUUUUUUAUUUGUUUAACGUGGUGUAUUCAAAUAAAUACGAUUAAAUUUUAA